This is a messenger RNA of Diaporthe amygdali, 687 nucleotides long. RefSeq lists its product as uncharacterized. The transcript is spliced from 2 exons. Lineage: Eukaryota; Fungi; Ascomycota; Sordariomycetes; Diaporthales; Diaporthaceae. The record is from RefSeq and is a predicted model, not a curated record. The coding region runs from base 1 to 687 and encodes 228 amino acids.
AUGCUUGCUCCCAUUAUUCUGGUUUCUACGCUGGCAGCAGUGGCGACUGCACAUCAAAACCUCCAUCAGUUCUGGGUCAAUGAUGUUUCUCCUGGCUACGAAAUUGGAAUCCGUCGAGCUCCGAGCAAUAAUCCCGUUACGGAUGUGACCAGCAACGACAUCACGUGUAACGUCAACGGAAACAACGUUCCAUCAGGAGUGACGACUGUUGCUGCGAAGGCAGGCGAUACGAUCAAAGUUCAAUGGGACUCGUCCACGCACCCUGGUCCCAUUACACACAUGCUGUUCGGGCCUGUCAGCGAUGCUUCUCAAGCGACCGGAGUAGGCUCGUGGGUCAAGAUCGACGAGUUGGACUACGAGAACGGAAAGUGGGCGAACGAGAUCAUGGAAGCACAGAAUAUGACACACGAGUUCACAUUGCCAAGCAAGCUCAAGAGUGGUGAUUAUCUGGUUCGCAGUGAGAUGCUCGCACUUCACGGCUCACAAACCCAGGGUGGUGCUCAAUUCUACAUUGGCUGCAUGCAAAUACGCGUCUCCGGCUCAAGCUCAGGAAGCUGCAGUCCGAGUAUCAAACUCCCGGGAGCUUACAAAGCGACCGAUACCGACAUCUACAUCCCCAAUUUCUACAACGGAUUCGACCCAACGACAUAUGUGGCUCCAGGAGGCGCGGUGGCGACAUGCUCAUAG